CUCUCUCUCUCUCUUGUCAAUCGCCUUAAAAUCGCUGGAUUCGAGGCAAUUUUAGAGACAGAUGUAAGCCAGGAAACGUCAAGGUCUCAACUUCGUGUGUUUGCGAACCACUGCCCCUGGCCUUUGAACGAUCGCUGAUGAUAGAAUACCGCUGUGUAGUCUUUUUGGGAGGGUCGUCCGGCCUGUCUUGGUUUGCUGAGCAGUUGGGUAGCAGUAGGGACGCGCCGGCAAUACAAAGGGCAUCUUAGUUCUCCUUUGAUCUCGGUUUGGUACGCACGUCUUCCUUCGGAAAACGAGUGCUAGCCGGAAAACCGGGUUGGAUACAUCUCGAGUGGAUCCUUGAGUCUCCUCCGUGUUCCAAGAUCUGGUGCAUUGUGACGAUUACACACCGUAAGUCGUUUAGUCCACCGUUAAUACUCCAAAGUGAAUACCAGGCUUGUCGUCUGUCCAGACUUGUCGUCUGUCACUCUCAAAUUCUGCUGCUGGAAUCUGUCCAGAACUCCCAGAUACGCGUGUUGGGAUAAUUAUUACCGCAAGUCGUGUAGCCUAUCAUCAGUCAGCCAAGGUCUCAGAAGGGUGCUUACGGACUAAUCUCGGAAGAGCCGCAGAUUCUCAGGAGGUGGUACGAUGUAUCGUUUACUCAUCGGCUGCAUUGCGCUACUUAGCGUUCACGAUCGCUCGUUCGUCUUGGCACCGCCACCUCUUCCGUCCAAUGGAGAUUUCGAAACGUUCCCGUCCACCGACAGGAAUUUGGACGGUGCGCAGGACGCGUCUACGAGCGUCAAUAAUCCCGAAUCCGGCUGUCCAUGCUUGACAUCGGUCAAUAGCACGGCGAUCCCCGGACAAUCGGGCUGGUUGACGCAAAGGCAGCAGCAUCUCGAGCAACUCUACAGCCGGAACGUGAUGGUGCAAGGCAUGAUGUGCACAUGCAACGUAGGUCUGCGCAGCCCGAUGAGGGACGAUUAUCAUUAUUCGGGAGGUAUUGGCGCGCACAAGCUGCACACGAGGGCUGUCACGUGGAACGACGCGAGGAAGAUCUGCAACGAGGAAGGGGGUCACCUCGCGAUCAUUAAUUCCGUCGCGGAAGCGCACGUAUUACUGGAGAUAUUUAAUCACUCAGGACCGAUCAAAGGCGCAGUGUAUCCUGACGAGGCCUUCCUAGGCGUGCAUGAUCUUUACAAAGAGGGUGAUUGGGUCACGGUAUUGGGAGAUUCUUUAGCAAAAACCGGUUACACCAGGUGGAGCGACAAAUGGGGUGGCCAGCCCGAUAACGGAGGCGGCAGACAACAUUGCGGCGCUUUAAUGAAAGAAGGCGGCAUGGACGACGUCGCGUGCGACGUCCCGUUUCCAUUCCUUUGUGAACUGCCACUGAUGCAAGUUUUGCACUGAGAACAAAAUCCCGGCGCGCACAUCCCGCGUCAAGGAUUUACAGCGGCAUCGACGAUGCAGCAAUGCGAGCCGGUCGAGUGGUAUUUAUGGUCCCGAUUUUGCCGGAUCCCGACGGUUUAAAUCACCUACGAAAUAGAGGAGCGCGCGCGCACGCGGAAAAUGGGGGAGCAGGGGACGCAAAACUAAUUCCGAAUGCGUAUCAUAUUCGGGCCGCGAAUUAUAGUCAUCGAGAGGGACCGGACACCGCCGAACGGUGGACGGUAUAAUUGCUAUCUUUGCGUUACAUCAAAUUCGUCGAAAUAUUAACGAUAAUGUAAUCCAUUCAAAUCGUUACCGAUAGGAUAGAUAGUGUGUAUCCGCAAGUAUUAUUAUUGUUCAUGGUAUCGCUAUUAUCGUUUAUAUUUGAUAUAUGCUAACCGUAGGUCUGUAAGUCAAUCCUUACAUUUUGAUUACAUUUUUUUUACACGCUCGAGCCAAAAGUUUGUGUUAUAACUGCCUGCGUAGUGAUUUAUAGAACAUAAAUAAAUAAACAUAUGCGUGAUCGUUAUGCGGCACGUUGGCGUAUAAAAUCGCGAUAUUCCCUCAAAUAAGUCACGUUACCGCGCACCUGUAAUCGGCACUCGAUAAAAAAAAUGCGCGUAUUUCGCGUUAAUUAAGAUUUAACGUUCGAGUUGUACGGCUCAUGAAUCGCGUGAUUGUUGACCCUGUUUCUCUCGCCAUUCUCAUUUUAUUUUUCACGCACUUUCCACGCAUGAAAUACCGCGUGCACAUAUUUUCCGCUCUUAUAAGCCGUGCUCCGCUCUUAGCAGCGAUGUGAGAAAAUUGAAUUUGCAAGUGAACUGCGUCUGAAGCAAGAGAAUUAUACAGUUUACGAGUUGCCCCCGCAGUUACGGAUAAUCCGUCCGAAAACAAUUGCACUCGUGCGAAUUCGCCUUAUCUUUUGAUUUCGAGCGAAAGCGGGCUUCAUGAGAUAUCGAUAUGUGCAUUUCGAGGUGGUGCAACAGGCGCUGGCUUCGACUGCUUUCAGGUGCGCCGCUUCACUCGAGCAAAUUACAUAAUCGAUGGAAAUAAAAUACCAAUAAACAAUGGCUCGCAAGCGCUCCAGUCUCAACGUUGUGUUAAAUCCGUCGUAAUAUUAAUUGCGGACUAUGCGAGAGGAAAGGAAUGAAUUAUGUAAGAUAACGGUGAACGCGCAACGUUACGGUUUGUUAAUUAAUCAGCAAUGUCAUCGCUUAUCGUGUCGAAUGAUCUGCACCUGAUGAUGCUGGAGAUUGCUGUGGAAAAUGUAAGUAAAUAUGUCUCAAGCUGAUAAUCGGGACACGGCGAUUGUUAAAUUAAGCGAUAUUUUAUAUCAAGAUUCUUCACGUCGAUUCGUAUCGAUCGUUUAUAGGUUGUAAGUAAAUUAAUAGUAUAUCGGAAACAUGUAAUUUUCAUCCUUCUUUACCAUGUUAACAUCAUAAUAGCGUUGCAUUUACGGGAAUCAUCUCUUUGGCAUAAUUAAAUAUAAU
Messenger RNA from Harpegnathos saltator (Jerdon's jumping ant), 2897 nucleotides. RefSeq names its product hemolymph lipopolysaccharide-binding protein. Lineage: Eukaryota; Metazoa; Arthropoda; Insecta; Hymenoptera; Formicidae. The record is from RefSeq and is a predicted model, not a curated record. The coding region runs from base 628 to 1389 and encodes 253 amino acids. The transcript is spliced from 3 exons.